Caenorhabditis remanei is the source of this 1146-nucleotide messenger RNA. RefSeq lists its product as uncharacterized. Lineage: Eukaryota; Metazoa; Nematoda; Chromadorea; Rhabditida; Rhabditidae. Bases 1 to 1146 code for a protein of 381 amino acids. The record is from RefSeq and is a predicted model, not a curated record. The transcript is spliced from 7 exons. Gene Ontology annotation, molecular function: protein binding.
AUGGAAAAAGUGGGGAAGUUCAUACAUUAUGUUCAACACAAGAUCACUGGCAACUACUCGCCAAUCAGCACUUUGGAUCCAAAUGAGUACGUGGCUGACAGAAUGAGAACCUCCCGUUCCAACGGUCGAAUCCACAAGCCAAUGGAAGUCCCAGCCGGCCACAAUGACACUAUAAAUCACAUGUCUGUUAUUCGAUCUGGAAUGGUACUCUCCUGCGGAAAAGACGGAAGAGUUGUUCUUACCAAUACGGAUAGUGGAGAAAUUCAUCAGACAUGGCAGACGUCGUCGGAAAUCAACAAGAUUGGCUUCAGAAACUUCACUGCCAAUCACUCGUUCAUUGCUGCUGGAAGGAAUGGAACUUUGACUCAUUGGAUGUUGGCCGGGAAGGUGGGCGAUCUUCCGAAUGGAGUUUAUGAGGGACAUACUUUUGGAGUGACUGGAGUGGUUACGGUAAAUGAGAGACAAUUCAUGAGUGGAUCCCGUGACUGUUCCGUUCGACUGUGGGACCUGGAAACCACGCAAUGCGUCCUCAACCAAACUAUCAACCGAAAUCUUGUCACCCACAUGACACUCAACGCUUGCAAUAAUCUUGUCGCGCAGACUUCAGAGGAUAAGAGUGUCAGAAUUUGGGAUCCCCGUUGCCUGGCAGUGGUCACAGAAUUCCCUCGUAAACGUCAUAUCCAAAUGUACUGCGAGUUCGAAGGAGAGCAUCGACUGUUCACGUGUUCCAAUGGGUUCAAUCAUGAUGGGUGUGAGAUUACGUCCUACGACAUCCGAAACCCACGUCAAUAUAAAGAAUCACGUGGACAUGAGGGUAACGUAACUUCGCUAGCUGUCGUCCAACUAGAAAAUACAAAACGAUUCUUGGUUUCUGUCUCCGCUGACAAGCAAAUUAGACUCUGGAAAAUGCAGGAAGAUGGGGAGAACGUGCUGAAACCAAUUUGGAAUGAAGACGUACCGUUGGAAGCGGACAAUCUGCAAGUGUGUACUUAUCCUGAUGGACACAUAAUUGUGUCCGGUGGAAAGGGUCGUCUUAUCCAUUAUCAAGCAAAAAUUGCUGCGCAACGUGUCAUUUUGGAGGUACAACUCGUCCAGAAACACAAAGGGAUUCUGACGAAAUCAGCCAGUGUCCCGGGCUCAAGAUAA